AUGGAAAUCCAUAACUUGAUAUCUCCGAAAACUUUAUACACCGCCAAGGAGAAAGCGGUAUCUUUAAACAGCCUCACCAUUUUACUAUUUUCUCUCCGGAAGUACCCUCAAAAAAUUCGGAUAGAUUUGAUAAACGAAUAUUGGGUCGAUGGGUUAGUUACGGAAGUCAGCCCUUACAUGGAUGUAACAUUAGAGGACGCGACACUGCACGAACCCAUUUACGAUAAUGUUCACUCCACAUAUUCUUGUUAUGUUUUGAAGGGCAGAUUUAUAAGAUUCAUUCAUUUGCCGGAGAAUCUCGACGUUGUAGAAGAAAUCGACAAACAAAUACAGUUGAUCGCGCCCGAUAGAAUGAAGCGAAAAACAUAA
Molecule: messenger RNA, 369 nt
Organism: Gordionus sp. m RMFG-2023
Lineage: Eukaryota; Metazoa; Nematomorpha; Gordioida; Chordodea; Parachordodidae
Exons: 1
Coding region: 1-369 (122 amino acids)
Biological process (GO): mRNA 3'-end processing by stem-loop binding and cleavage
Cellular component (GO): cytoplasmic U snRNP body; nuclear body
Molecular function (GO): U7 snRNA binding; histone pre-mRNA DCP binding
Source: RefSeq, a predicted model, not a curated record